Toxorhynchites rutilus septentrionalis is the source of this 2712-nucleotide messenger RNA. RefSeq names its product zwei Ig domain protein zig-8-like. The record is from RefSeq and is a predicted model, not a curated record. Gene Ontology annotation, biological process: synapse organization. The transcript has 8 exons. Gene Ontology annotation, cellular component: neuron projection membrane. NCBI's taxonomy places the organism in Eukaryota, Metazoa, Arthropoda, Insecta, Diptera, Culicidae. The coding region runs from base 946 to 1878 and encodes 310 amino acids.
CCCAAUCGGUACGGAUCUUCGAGUUAUGGUUCGGUGUGGUUUCAGCGCGGUAUUCAGAAUCGGUAUAAUCGUCGUGCCCUCGUCGAGGACACGUAGUGCUGAUGAGUGGCUUCCGCUUUAAGGUGGGAAAUAUAAUUAAAUAUAACGCUCGUGGCGGAGCAGCGUCUCAUCCGCAGAGAUAGUACGUGCAAUAGAUGGGUAAUCCGGUGGAUAAAUAAUAAGAAGGUGACGUGCAAUUGAGUGCACGUGAGGAUGAAGGUAUGUGGAAUAUCUUAUUGAGGAAGUGAUGUGUUAGAAAAAAUUCUGUCACGAUCUGAUGACCCCUUUAAGCUGGGAUUACCUGCGUGAGGACAUCGUGGUUUGGGUUCGGUCGAAUAUGUUCAAUAAUUUCAUUGGCGAGUGGCAUGUGACAGGGAGGCAUCGAUGAAUGUGGUGCAACUCGGGUUGACAUUCGGAUAGCAGCUGGAGUCUGGCAGUGUAUGAUGUAAAAUGGAGUUGGCGUGGAUAAAAAGAAUGGGGAUUUAUGUGCAAUGCGGCGACAGCUAACUGUACAAACGUGAUAUAUUGGAUUAAACAAUCUUUUUGACGUGCGACAUAAGGCCGUCAGUGGAUUUGCUGUUCAACUUGCGUUUUGCCGAAUCGGAUGCUGGAGAUGUGUUUGUGAACCGAUACAACAAUGUUAUUGUAAUAGCGACAUUUCGAAAUAUUGGAUUGACGUGAGCUGGGAUAUGAAUUUGUGGGGAUUCCUUGUGAUAGUUGAUGCGAAUGGAGAAAUUAGCAUCUGUGAAAUGUGCUGGUGAACAUCGAGUCGUGUGGAAUAGCUCACAAAGAAUAAAGGGAUUAUUACAGGUGAUCAUCCAUUGGUGGUUCGCAUUUACUGCCGGUUGAUGGCAGAUUUUUCGGGCAUUUGAAUAGCGAGUAAAAAGGAUUUAUACGAUAGAAACAAUGAACUACUGCAGUCAUGGCUCGGGCAUGAAAGUAGUGAUAGUGUUUGUCAUGUAUUUGAACUUAGGAAUAUCAAACUCAUUGCACCCCAGUGAGCGAAGCCGGCGAUCGGCUUCAUCGUCGGAACUGCACCAACUCGAGCGUCCAGACGGACCGGACAUGGGCGAGAACGAAAUUUACGACUCGGAUGAGAGCAAUCUGCUCCGGACACCGCUCGACCGGGGGCCCUAUUUUGAUUUAUCAGCCUCGAAGAAUAUCACGGCCCUGGUGGGAAAAACCGCCUAUCUCAACUGUCGGGUGAGGAACCUGGGUAAUAAAACGGUUUCCUGGGUUCGACAUCGCGAUAUACACCUUUUAACUGUAGGUAGAUUUACAUACACAUCGGAUCAACGGUUCCAAAGUGUGCACAACGUCCAAACCGAUGAUUGGUCGCUGCAGAUCCGGUACCCUCAGAAACGAGACACCGGAGUGUAUGAGUGCCAAAUAUCCACCACACCACCCGUAGGACACUCGAUGCACCUUUCGGUGGUAGAACCCGUCACCGUUAUUGUAGGUGGUCCGGAUAUUUACAUCAACACCGGAUCAACGGUAAACCUGACGUGUGUUGUGCAAAACUCCCCCGAGCCACCGUCCACCAUCAUCUGGACCCACAACAAUCAGGAAAUUAAUUAUGACUCACCGCGGGGCGGUGUGUCGGUGAUAACGGAGAAAGGAGAGACGACCACCUCGUACCUGCUGAUCCAACGGGCCAAGGGAACCGAUUCGGGCAAAUACGUGUGCUCGCCAUCGAACGCCAACUCGUAUUUCAUCAAUGUUCACAUACUGAACGGUGAGCACCCAGAAGCAAUGCAGCACGGUGGGCAGCUGCGGAUAGGUGACCCACUGCACGUGUUCGUCUUCGUUAUUAUCACUCUGCUGCUGAGCAGCCGAUGAAGUUUGCUCCGUGGUGCGAAAAUCGCUUGACCAGGUUUUAGCCUGGAUUGGGAUCGAAGGGCAACGAGAGCAGCUAGUAGUAAUAAAAUUGAUGCCAAGCGGGAGAAUGACGGCGGUGAUCACCAUCAUCAAAAUUAUGAUAACGAGAUAUGCGAUACGUGGCAGUGGAGUUCAACUCGGAUAGGGGUAUUAAAUCAUUAGUUUAAUUCUUUCAAAGUUCGAUUUAAUUCAUUACUUAAUAUUGAUAAAUUAUGAUUAUUGAUAUUCGCUGAGUUAUAAUUAAUUUUAGCCGGUUUUUUAUGUUUUCUAGGUGUAAUUACACCUAGAACAACAUGUCAAUCACCAUGUUGUACAACUGCCUCACUUUUGUUUUUAAUGUUUUUUUCAUUACGAUAGAACAUCGAAUGCAAUCUGAUUUAUUUUUGAAAUAAAGCGAAUUGAUGAAUGGCUCAUCCCUCUGUGCAGGAUAAAGUGAUUCGCACGUAUUCCGUGAACAGACCAACCGCUGCGGGAAAUUUGUAUAAUAACGAAUAUAAUUCGUGUUGAUUUAAUAUGGUUAGGUUAAGCAUUUCACUACAAGCGAGAUGAGGUCUGCGGUCCCAUGUUGGAGGUGGGAUUUAGUGGGUUGUGUUUUACAAUUAUUAUCACAAGCGGGAGCAUUUGUAACUGAAACUGGUAAGCGUUAGCCGUUUUGUUUUUCUAUGGAACUGUUGAACCAAAAAAAAAAAAGAUGAAUAGAAACUGAGUGAAUGGAAUGUGUAAAUAUGAAGAUGAAAAAAAAGUGACUAAUAAGAUAAAUAUUUUAAGAGAUUUUAAAUAAAAAUGUGAAAAGUU